GUCCGUUUGUAGGCGGUCGGACACUUCUAACAGCAAUAUGGAGUGUAUUUCGGCAAACAAGUGUUGCCUAUAAAUGUUUAUGUAAAUACUUGUCAAUGUUUAAUGAUAGCAGUAUUUGCAAGGGCCCUCCAGAACCAUGGGAAAGCUACUGUCAAAAAUAUUUGGCAACAAGGAGAUGAGAAUUUUAAUGCUCGGUCUGGAUGCGGCUGGGAAAACGACAAUAUUGUACAAACUGAAGUUAGGGCAAUCAGUAACAACAAUUCCAACAGUGGGUUUUAAUGUGGAAACAGUGACCUAUAAAAAUGUUAAAUUUAAUGUGUGGGAUGUCGGGGGGCAAGAUAAAAUCAGACCGUUAUGGCGCCACUAUUACACAGGCACCCAAGGUUUAAUUUUCGUAGUAGACUGUGCAGAUCGUGAUCGUAUCGAUGAAGCUAGACAGGAACUUCAUCGCAUAAUUAAUGAUCGAGAAAUGCGUGAUGCGAUAAUACUCAUUUUUGCCAAUAAACAAGACCUGCCAGAAGCCAUGAAACCCCAUGAGAUACAAGAAAAACUGGGGCUGACCCGAAUAAGGGAUCGUAACUGGUACGUUCAACCAGCAUGUGCCACAACUGGUGAUGGUCUAUAUGAAGGCCUUACAUGGCUUACUAGCAAUCAUAAGUUAUAGCACCCUGGAACACACUAAUUUUAGUACAUGACUGCAACCCAGCGCUAUUGUAAUAAUAAUUUUAAGAGGUGAUUAUUUGGGAUGCAGGGCUGGAUCAUAACCUCAACAUUCCAAACUGCCAGUUCACAGUCCUAAAUUUAGCACUUUACCUAAAAGUAGUGUGUAUAGCGGCAGUGCAAGAUUGUCUCUAGUUAGCCAUCGAUGAAUGGUUGUGAAUUUGUGUAUCAGACCAGUGUUCUUGAAAAUUACCUCGUAACAUAUUUUGUAAAUAAAUUAAUUCGUAUUGUA
Anoplophora glabripennis (Asian longhorned beetle) is the source of this 952-nucleotide messenger RNA. It is a transcript of the gene Arf51F, whose product is annotated as ADP-ribosylation factor 6. Gene Ontology annotation, cellular component: cytoplasm. Gene Ontology annotation, biological process: vesicle-mediated transport; intracellular protein transport. The coding region runs from base 137 to 664 and encodes 175 amino acids. Gene Ontology annotation, molecular function: GTP binding; GTPase activity. The transcript has 2 exons. Lineage: Eukaryota; Metazoa; Arthropoda; Insecta; Coleoptera; Cerambycidae. The record is from RefSeq and is a predicted model, not a curated record.